AUGUACGCCAACGCAAUCGUCGCCUUCGGCCUGGCCACCCUCGCCAGUGCCCACAUGAAGAUGAGCUCGCCCGUCCCCUACGACGCCGCCAACCUCAACAACAGCCCUCUCGAAGCCAACGGCGCUGAUUUCCCUUGCAAGGCCAGCAGCUACAAUGCCGCAGGCGCUUCCAACGUCUACGCUCAGGGUGCUAAGGGCGACCUGGCUUUCAUCGGCUCUGCUGUCCACGGCGGUGGAUCUUGCCAGGUUUCUAUCACCUACGAUGCUAAGCCCGACAAGAACAGCGUCUGGAAGGUCAUCAAGUCUAUCGAGGGUGGCUGCCCUGCCAAGAACGUUGAUGGCAACAUCGGUGACAACGCGAAUCAGGUGAACAAGGAUACAUACGACUUCACCAUCCCCGAUGACAUGCCCGCUGGUAACGGUACUAUCGCAUGGACUUGGUUCAACAGAAUUGGCAACCGCGAGAUGUACAUGAACUGCGGACCCGUCACCAUCACUGGAUCGGCUGGCUCCCAGGAGGCUUACCAAGCUCUUCCGGAUAUGUUCACUGCCAACAUCGGUAACUGCCAAACUGUCGAGGGCACCGAUGUCCAGUUCCCCAACCCCGGCACCUCAGUCGACAAGUUUGGCGAUGCCAACAACCUCAAGGCGCCUCCUUCUGCAUGCGGCGGUGGCUCCGGCGGUGGCUCUACCGGCUCUCCCGCUCCCAGCUCUACCGCUGGUAACGGAGGUGCCGCACCCACUGCCGCUCCCACCUCUGCGCCGGCUUCUUCUAAGCCGUCUGCAUCUAAGCCCACUGGCAACGCUUCCCUUCCUGGCGGUGUCUUCAUCACUGUUCCCGCCAACGGUGGAGCUUCCGCUUCCCCCACUGCCUCUGCCUCUGCCUCUGCUACAAAGGCGCCUGCAGUCACUCCCAGUGCUGCCCCUUCCGCCGCUCCCUCAGCCGCUCCUUCGUCUGGUACUGGCAGCGGAAACGGCACUACCGCCGGUGCCCAGACUGUCGGCGCCGCCUGCACUGAUGAGGGUGCCUGGAACUGUGUCGGAGGCAGCUCCUUCCAGCGUUGCGCCAGCGGCACCUGGUCAUCUGUCCAGGCCUUGGCCGGCGGUACCUCUUGCACUGCUGGUAUCAGCUCUGAGCUCAGCAUGGUUGUGACCCGAAAUGGUCGCAAGCGCGCUCUGCGCCAGCGCAGCCUGCGCUUCCGUUCCGCCUAA
Messenger RNA from Colletotrichum lupini, 1212 nucleotides. RefSeq lists its product as uncharacterized. The transcript has a single exon. Lineage: Eukaryota; Fungi; Ascomycota; Sordariomycetes; Glomerellales; Glomerellaceae. Bases 1 to 1212 code for a protein of 403 amino acids. The record is from RefSeq and is a predicted model, not a curated record.